Pseudozyma flocculosa PF-1 is the source of this 1374-nucleotide messenger RNA. RefSeq lists its product as uncharacterized. Gene Ontology annotation, cellular component: EKC/KEOPS complex; cytoplasm. The coding region runs from base 1 to 1374 and encodes 457 amino acids. The record is from RefSeq and is a predicted model, not a curated record. Lineage: Eukaryota; Fungi; Basidiomycota; Ustilaginomycetes; Ustilaginales; Ustilaginaceae. Gene Ontology annotation, biological process: tRNA threonylcarbamoyladenosine modification. The transcript is spliced from 3 exons.
AUGCCCACAACGAUGCGCAAGCGGCAGCGCAAGGCCGACCCGCUACCGACCCCCGACCGCCCCUACCUCGCCCUCGGCCUCGAGGGAAGCGCCAACAAGCUCGGCGCCGGCGUCGUCCUGCACAAGCCCCUCGACCCGGCAUCGCCGCUCGGCAAGGGCGCCACCAUCUCAUCCCGCGCAGUCGGUCAGGUAGAGGUCCUCUCAAACGUACGACACACCUACGUCACCCCGCCAGGGCACGGCUUCCAGCCCUCGGACACAGCCAAGCACCACAAGGAGUGGAUCAUCAAGGUCGUCAAGGAGGCGGUGCGCAGGAGCGGCCUCGACAGCCUCGACGACGUCGACUGCAUAUGCUACACAAAGGGUCCCGGAAUGGGCGCACCCCUCCAGUCGGUCGCCCUCGUCGCCAGGACCCUCUCGCUCCUCUACCGCAAGCCCCUCGUCGGCGUCAACCACUGCGUCGGCCACAUUGAAAUGGGCCGCACCAUCACCGGCGCGGCCAACCCCGUCGUCCUCUACGUCAGCGGCGGCAACACCCAGGUCAUUGCCUACUCGGCCCAGCGCUACCGCAUCUUUGGCGAGACGCUCGACAUUGCCGUCGGCAACUGCCUCGACCGCUUCGCCCGCGUCAUCGGCCUCAGCAACGACCCCAGCCCGGGGCAGAACAUCGAAAAGGAGGCCAAGAAGGGCAAGCGGCUCGUACCCCUGCCGUACGCGACAAAGGGCAUGGACGUCUCGCUCGCCGGCAUCCUCAGCGCCACCGAGGCCUACACGCGCGACAAGAGGUUCCGACCCAACGCGCCCCGGUCACACGACGACGCUCCCGUCGGCAGCCUCGCAAACGGCCAGACGUGGAGCGGGGAGGGAGGAGGCAAGCACAUCGUCAACCUCGGCGCCGACCCAGCGCGCGCGACAGAGACGGAACCCGAGGGCGAGACGACGGCCGACGCGGACGACGUGAACGCCACACUAGACGACUCCAAGGUCGACGUCUCGCAGGCGGGCAUCGAGCAGCUCGACGCAUCAGUAGACGUCAUCACCCCGGCCGACCUGUGCUUCAGCCUGCAAGAGCACAUCUUCUCGAUGCUGGUCGAGAUCACCGAGCGUGCCAUGGCCCACAUCGGGAGCAAGGAGGUGCUCAUCGUGGGGGGCGUGGGCAGCAACGAGCGUCUGCAGCAGAUGAUGGGCAUCAUGGCGGGCGAGCGCGGCGGCAGCGUGUUUGCCACCGACGAGAGGUUCUGCAUCGACAACGGCAUCAUGAUCGCCCACGCGGGCCUACUGUCGCAUCGCAUGGGCCUCGAGACGACGCUCGAAAAGAGCACCGUCACGCAGCGGUUCCGCACCGAUGCUCCCCUGAUUUCGUGGCGAGCAUGA